Molecule: messenger RNA, 1305 nt
Organism: Galleria mellonella (greater wax moth)
Lineage: Eukaryota; Metazoa; Arthropoda; Insecta; Lepidoptera; Pyralidae
Product: HIG1 domain family member 2A, mitochondrial
Exons: 2
Coding region: 161-460 (99 amino acids)
Biological process (GO): mitochondrial respirasome assembly
Cellular component (GO): mitochondrion
Source: RefSeq, a predicted model, not a curated record
GAACUUAGUGAUUACUUGCUCUGUGGUAUUGGCCAGUCAACACUCAAAAAUACUUAUAUCAAUUUUGAAAAUUACCUAUAAAAUUAAUAAAUUAUUUAUCAUACGACAAAGUAACUUUAACAAAAAAAUUGUCUUUCAUAAUUUUUAAAUUGAAUAUACUAUGCCUAACGAAGAACCACCGGACUUGGAUUGGGUGCAAUUGCGCCGGGAAAUGAGCAAUGUCACUCAACAUGCUGAAACAACCAAGGAAAAGUUUACUCGGAAAUUUACUGAAAAUCCUUUUGUACCUCUAGGUUGCCUUGCCACAGCAGGAGCUCUAUCAUUUGGACUGUGGAGUUUUAAAUCUGGUAAAACAAAACUGUCGCAACAAAUGAUGCGACUCAGAAUUGUAGCACAAGGCUUCACAAUUGCCGCUCUUGUAGUUGGAGUUAUGAUGACAGCAGGUAGAAACUUGAAAUGAUUGUAAAAUUUCAAUAUUAUUUAUAUAAAAUUAAGUAGAUGUGCUACAGAUACAAUCUUGACAAACUAAUGAUUAAUAGCACAAUUUGUAUCUACCUGAUUUCAGUAGUGUAUACAUUAUGAUGUUCAAUUUUAAUUUUAUCUUAUUACACUUGGAAUUGAUAUAGGUACUACAAAUUUGAUGUUAAAUAAUUUUUGUUGGCAUAUCUACCCUAUUUUGUCUUGAAUAAAUUUUAUAAAUAUGCAAGUUGUAUUAUAUUCCAUAAGGUUGUAUAUUUAUAAUGUUUUGUUUAACAAUUUGUUAGAUCCAUAUAAAAAAUAUGUUUAGAAAAUUAUAUUGUAUAUUUAAUACAUUUAUGAAAUAUAAAAUUUUGAUGUAUUUUUCUAUCACCACUAACUGUACUGUGAACCUAUUUAAAUUACAUAGGUUAUAUUAGAAUUAUAUUAAAAGAUAUUUGAUUGUAAAUUUGGGCAUUAGUUAUAUUUUAGUUAUAUAAUAAGUUUUUUUUAAAUAUCAAUGGAAAUCAUAUUUCCGUAGUGCUUGUUGGUUAAAGAUAUUAGAAUGGGUAAGUUUGCAUAAAACUUGUGAAAUAUGUAAAAUUAAAAAUGAACCUUAUAUCUGAUCCAGAAAUUGAUUUGAUUGCCGACAAAUUAGCAAUCACUAUGCAAUCGAUAAUUUAUGAUUUAUAAAAAAAUUUGUAUUAGUACAAUUGUUUAUUAUUUAACAAAUGAAAUACAUAGACUUAGUAUAACAUACUUAAGUGAAGUAUUUAAGAUGAGCUAUAUGUAUUUUUCUUUGACAAAAUGUGCGCUACUAAUGAUUAAAAAUAGUAAUAAAUGAAAUAU